CAUGUGUACACACACAGCGCAGCGAGUGACUCAUACACCCCCGUUGUUUGAAUAUGGCGGUCUUUUUGUAUUUGCAAAGUGACGAUUUCUCUAAAACUGACUUAUGUCGGCGAUUUAUUGAGUGAGCUUAGCUCUAUUCAACAUGGCGACCGGAUCAUACAAUCCAUCAUCCUCAACUCAUCACAACAAAGGAGAAACAAGGCAGAGGGUAGCUGCUACAACAUUCUCAGCAACAACAACAACAAUGACAACUCAUCAACAACAACAGGCAGCCACCCUCCAGCCAAGCUACAGCACCCAUGACCAGCAAGACUAUAUGAACCCUAACAAGAGAGGGAGGCAGCAGCAGGACAGCAAGAAGUAUGGUUACUUCAGCCGUAAUGAGUCGGUGAGGCGGAGUGGCAAGAGGCUAGCUUCCAAACGAAGAGAGAUAGAGGAUAGUGAGGCUGCUAAAUUGACAGGAAUAUUGAAGAUCUUGAUCAAGACGAAAGCGAGCUGUGUCUCAAUUCGAGUUUGCGCAGCCAAGGAGCUGAAAAUGCCAUGCAGGACUCAGCAGUGCACAUUGUAUGCCAGGAUUUCUCUGGUCACCCAAGGCAAGGAGAUCCUGAGGGAGUUCACAUCCAUCCAACAUGACACCAGAGAACCCAAGUUUGACAAAACGUUUUAUAUUCCAUUAGAACUGGUUCAACUUUCAAGCAGACUCGUCAUUCAUCUCAAUAGACAGACAGGAAAAAGGUUCGAUGAUGUAAUUGGCUGCAUGUCUUUUGGGAUGAAGAACAUGAUAUCUUCUUCAAAGGUCAUCAGUGGAUGGUACCAUCUUCUGAGAGAGGACGUAGGAAGAACUAAGCAUCUGAAAGUUAACUCGACGACGAGUGAGAAAGAGGAGCACCAAACAAACAGUUGGGCCAGAUCAAAGGUCAACACCCGAAAGAGGAAGAGAGAAGAUGACCCCCUAGAAGAGGGGAAAGCAGGAUUGAUCGAAGGAGGAGGGGCAAAAGGUGGAAAAAAGGAGAAACAGAGAGGGUGGCUAAGGUCGGACGGACUGCAGGAAGAGAAGCGGAAGAGAAGCGAAGGGCACGAAAACCUUGAUCAGCUGCGACACAAAGAGCUAGUCAGGAUCCACGGGGAUCGAGAGAUCGUUGAGAGUCUCGUCGAUGGGUACCAGGUCCUGGACUUUGCCAGAGAGGCGCCGACUCAGGGUGCUGAUUCAAAAAGGUUGAGACCUGGGAGUGAACGGUUGCAAGAGGGAGGAUUGGACAACCGUCGAGGUACAGGGACCUGGGGUGGCGGAGAGAAAAGGUUUGGAUCCGAGGGAGGACCAACAGCGAAAGGACAGAGCUCCAGUGACUCAGAAGCAGGCUGCAUGGAUCGACCAGACUCACUUCUUUCUUGGAUAAGUCUUCACUAUGUUGUGCUGAGCAAGGAUAAGAAUGGGAAGUAUGGCUUCACGCUUCUGGAUACGCUUCCGGUCCAGGUCGGGAGUGUUGAAAAGGGGAGCCAAGCAGAGACUUCAGGCCUGCUGAAGGGAGACUACUUUCUUGAGAUUGGAGGUUACAAUGUGGCUGGUAUCAACAGCAGGGGGAUCAAAAAUGUUCUCAAGCAAACAAAUAACGAGAUUGAAGCCUUAGUGCAGCGUCAUUCAGACCCGUCCACCAGACCAUGCAUCCCACCGCGCCCUUCAAAGCCGAGACGCAAGCUCCGAGAUGGGGAGAAGGAGGAGGAUAUCAAACGCAACCUGCGAAACAGGAGAGUCAAGAGUGUCAAGGCAUCUGCAGCCAAAGCGCAGGCCAUGAUGGAGAAGAGAGGGGUUGUGCUUUCAGUGCCGGCUGGAUCCUCCAUGACUGCACCGUCCAUUGGUCUUGUCCAGAAGCGAUUGAAGCGGGAACUCAUCGCGACGGUCGCUAGGAGACGAGACCGGAUGGUGGUGCUGAGCGAGGAGGAUCAGCUCUUGAUGGAGGCUGUGUUUCUUGCGGAUGAAAAGAAGGAGGAGGGAUCUCUAGGAGAGAGGAAUGGACCUGAGGGCAGGUGGUCAAGCAGUACAGAGGCCGUUACCACAGAGAGCAGAGAUGAUGAUGUCUUCAUGCAACCAGAGAGUGCUUCGUCAUCCUCGUCCUCUAGAGAAUCUAUGGUCAGCUCGAUGCGAGAUUCCUUCAGUGAGUCGCUGAGAGAUUCCGCAAGGAUCUCUAUCAGGGAUUCUAUUCCUGAGGGAGCUGGCAUCGUCAUACCAAGUGUGCAACGAGACUCACCUCGAGAAUCCCUGAGGAUAUCCUCAUUGAGAAAUUCAUUCCAGGAAGCAACCAGGGAUGCCUUGAAGAACCCUCCCCAGGAUAGUCCUAGAGGAUCUGCAAGGAACUCUCUGCAGGAUGUGACGAGCAUUCCAUCCAGAAGCAAUUCUGAAGCAAGUAAAGAGUCUGAUGAUUCCUCUAAAAAGUCAACCACUGUCUAUGAGAAUGCUUGGAUCAUGCUGCCAAGGAAGAGCCCCAAGGAAGAAAGCACCAUCUAUGAAAAAGCCAACUGCUACUGUUCAACCUGUCCUCCCGUUCCUCCAAGAUCACCUAUCAGGAAACUGUCUGAUGAUUUCACUCAACAGAUCAUUGUUCAGCCUAAGCUGCCCAAGAGAUGGAGUCCUGAUGGUGAGGCUACACUGACUGACAAUGUACAAGAUGGUGGAAAGAUGCCCCAGAGUGAACGCACACUGGCCAAGUCCAGUAUGUCCCUGAAUGAACUUGAUGGAAGCAUGAACAGUUCCAUGAAAUCUUCUGUGUCAGAAAGGCAGCUGUCCAAACCACCAGCCGUUGCAAAGCGUAAAGGGAGUCUACCCCAACUACGGAUAUCCGGUUCCUAUGAGAAGCACCUUUCAGCAUCUUCCGUGGCAAUUGGGGAGCUGGACAGCCCACUGAAAUCAUCACAGUCCGAUAGAAACCUGGCUAAACCUCCCGUAGUUGCACCUCGCAAAACUAGUUUGCCCCAGCUGAUGAAAGCAAGCUCGCAUGACAAUCACUUUAGCUCAUCGACUAUGACCAUCGGGGAACUUGAUGAGACUGUUACAAGGAAGGACUUGAAGGCCUCAUGGUCUGAAAAGCAACUUGCAAGAUCUCCUCCAAAAACAGUUCGUAAAAGCAGUUUACCCCAGCUGUUCAAGUCAAGCUCUUAUGAAGGGCAGCUUCAAUCAUCUACUAUGUCCAUUGGGGAACUUGAUGAGACUGUUACAAGGAAGGACUUGAAGGCCACAUGGUCUGAAAGGCAACUUGCAAGAUCUCCUCCAAAAACAGUUCGUAAAAGCAGUUUACCCCAGCUGUUCAAGUCAAGCUCUUACGAAGGGCAGCUUCAAUCAUCUACUAUGUCCAUUGGGGAACUUGAUGAGACUGUUACAAGGAAGGACUUGAAGGCCACAUGGUCUGAAAGGCAACUUGCAAGAUCUCCUCCAAAAACAGUUCGUAAAAGCAGUUUACCCCAGCUGUUCAAGUCAAGCUCUUACCAUGGGCAGCUUGAAUCAUCGACUAUGUCCAUUGGGGAACUAGAUGAGACUGUUACAAGGAAGGACUUGAAGGCCCCAUGGUCUGAAAGGCAACUUGCAAGAUCUCCUCCAAAAACAGUUCGUAAAAGCAGUUUACCCCAGCUGUUCAAGUCAAGCUCUUACGAUGGGCAGCUUGAAUCAUCUACUAUGUCCAUUGGGGAACUUGAUGAGACUGUUACAAGGAAGGACUUGAAGGCCUCAUGGUCUGAAAGGCAACUUGCAAGAUCUCCUCCAAAAACAGUACGUAAAAACAGUUCACCCCAGCUGUUCAAGUCAAGCUCUUACGAUGGGCAGCUUGCAUCAUCUACUAUUUCCAAUGGGGAACUGGGUGGGCAGAGUCCUGUUAAGCCAAAGCCACGUAUCGCAGAGCGGCAACUGGCCAAAGUGGCACCAUUCAAACGAGAGACAUUCAGGAGCAAGUCUGAAGAUGUCCUUGAUGGCAACACCUUCCGUGAGCCUCGUGCUGCAUCUGACGACCUCUACGCUAAUCAGCACAUCAUGAAGAAAGGGAAGAGCCAGUCCUUUGCUGCGAUGUCACGCUCACUCCGCCGCGACAAGGCCAAGGCGAAACCUCCUGUGCCCCCGAGACAUUAUGUCAAUGAAAGGAUGGGAGGUCGUCCUGGGGAGAAUUCUAAUGGAAUGAGUACUCGUAGCAUCCCUGAUGAUUACCGUGGCGAUGAGGAUGAAGAGGAUGGAAGCACCAGGAUGAGAUGCUCCUUUGCCCAGUUUGGAAGGAUGGAGGAGGUGCUUUUUACCAAAGGAAUAGAGCCCUUUCCACUUGGUCCACCUGAUCGAGACCUAGUCCAUGCAGGGAGACUAUUCUAUUUCAACAGACGCAAAAAAUUCAGAGAGGUCCUGGUCCUUCUCUUCAAUGAUGCUAUCGUGAUUGCUCGCUCCCAGCAUCAAGAUGGCCGCCUACGCGUGAUCUUCCCUCAUCUCCUUAUCCUGAACAUCAGUCUGCUCAACUUUAAUUGUGAAAAUGCUCGUGAGUUUCACAUCACACCCGUGCUGUCCUCUGGUGGUCAUGAUGCAGCCUGCCAUAAGGGUGCCAUGGUGUUCCGAGCUCCUUCGGUCAAGCUGAAGAGGUCGUGGCAGAGGGUCUUGACCCAACAGGCAAUGGCAGUGAAGUACACCAGCCUUGGAAAGGUAGGAUGGUGGUGAUGAGGAUGAUAGUGGCGGUGGUGGUGGUGGUGGUGGUGGUGAUGAUGG
Messenger RNA from Strongylocentrotus purpuratus (purple sea urchin), 4726 nucleotides. RefSeq lists its product as uncharacterized. The record is from RefSeq and is a predicted model, not a curated record. Gene Ontology annotation, molecular function: protein binding. Gene Ontology annotation, biological process: signal transduction. Gene Ontology annotation, cellular component: nucleus; plasma membrane. The transcript is spliced from 14 exons. The coding region runs from base 143 to 4678 and encodes 1511 amino acids. NCBI's taxonomy places the organism in Eukaryota, Metazoa, Echinodermata, Echinoidea, Camarodonta, Strongylocentrotidae.